AUGCCUACUAGUUCGAGUGAUUGUGAUAUUCUAAAAAUAAUUGACAAUUUCUUUCUUAAAUCCACUUUAUUAAUUUGCUCUUCUGUAUCUUCAAACGUAUUGCAGGAUUCACCAAAGAUUAGCGAUGAAUGGUUUAGGUCAGAUGAGUCAUCAACUUACUUUCUUCCAGAUUUGAUAAAUAACUGGCUACAUUUCGAUGGAGGCAAAGUCUUAGCCCCAUUGGUCGUGGAAACAUUCCUCGAUUUACGAGGACUACCUGCUAGUUACAUAGUGCGACUAAAAGAUAAUGAUGAAAAUUUAUGGAACGUCUGCAAGGGGAGUAAGAAAACAGAAAUAAUGUUAGAACGUUGGUUAAUAGAGCUAGAUAACUCAUCGACAACUUUUCAGUCAUGCCAAGUUGAAGAUGAUGAGGAACAUAAUAUACAGCGACAAUUGGUGCUCUUACUACGUUACAUCUAUACACUUAUUCAUAUUCUUCCAGUGCAUGAGCUUUGCGCCUCUAUUAAUGCUCAGCUCAACUCACAAACAAACAUUUCUAGACCAAUGCCUAGUGUGGGAACUAGAAUAGUGGAUGGCUCUAAACCAAUCCUUUCGAAAGGGAGAAUUGGUCUCAGCAAACCAAUAAUAAACUCCUAUUCAAACGUACUUAACGAAUCAAACAUACCUUCUCAUUUAGACCAAAAGAAGAUAACUCCAGUCUGGACUGAAUACGGUCUUUUAAGGGUGUCAAUAUCCUAUAGAAAAGAUUGUAAAUUUGAAAUUGAAGACACAGAAAGUAAUACAAUAAUUUCUGCUCCUACUAAUAGAAAAUCGAUUUCACUUUCUCCAAAAGCACGACCUAAUUUAGGAUUUUCAUCCACUGAAAGUAACCAUCAAUUCCUGCAGAAACAUCCAAUGUCAAUAUCGAGACAAGCUCAGCCAUUUAAGAUUGGUUCUGUCAAUAGUGUCUUACAAAGUACCAGUCAAGUUCCAAGCCGUAAUCCAUCAACAUCAUCCGUCCUUGGGACUUUAUAUCCCAGAAAGUCAAGCAUAUCAUCGAAUUAUGGUCCAAUGACUAAGCCAUCAGUAGAAGGUACGAGUGUAGAUAGUAAUAGCUCAAGAUUUUUAACUUCGUAUGGUACUUUGCGCAGACAGUCAAGCAUCAAUAGAAUGAACGAUAAUAAGUCCAAUAUCAAAAGCAAUCAAUUAUUAGAAGAAUCAAAUGAUGACCUUUUAAAUUUUGUGAAACUAAUAGAUGAAAAACCAGAAAUUACAUUCAAGAGAGAUAGAGAUGCAAGUAAUAAUACUAAUAGCUUGAAUAAUGAAAUGAUUUCGAAUUCAAUUCUCAAGUUUCAAAAUUUGAAACCCAGUAAUGAUUUGCUGAGCGAAGAUUUGUCCCAAAGUGUUACAUUAGAUACAUCAAAGCAUGGCAUAUCCCAAACUCAAGCUAUUCCAAUUGUCAAUUCGACACAAAAGCGUAGAUCGCGCUCUCGUUCUCAAUCGCAUUCGCAUUCUCCCACUAUUUCAUUUUCUUCCCCACCCUUAUAUCCUUCUAUUAAUUCAAAGCUGUAUGCCAACGAACAAACUACAGUGGAAGCCUCCAACAGUGGAUCCAGUAGUAGAAGAAAUUCAACUGAAAGGUCAGCUAUGCACUUCAUGCCUCCCAUCCUGGCUGGCCAAACAUACUCUUAUACAGUGAACAACCAUAAUGGCGCAGAAGACAUUAUACAUGAAAAUGAAGAACAUGAGGCUAAAUUAGCAGAGGAAAACAGUGACUUAGAUGAAUCAUUAGCUAAUUUUCAAUCAUCUUCAUGGAAAGCCUCGCCAAGAUCUUUUGAAAACAUAUCGAGGUCUUUCCCUGCUAAUAAGAUUCAACCUUAUGGACAAUCUUACAAUUAUUCAAAACCCACGGCAAUGUCGAUUCCGGCGCAUGCUGAAUUGCAUAAACCUAGUGUACAAUCUACUGAUCUAUUAAUUGACGAAGCUAACAAGAGUACGAGCCCUGUUGAUGAUGAUAAUAGUCAAAAGAAUCGUAAGGAUCAAAGAGAAAGCGAUGAUGAUGAGCUAGUAUUUUUCAUGAGUAAUAUGAGCCUAUCAAAGUGA
Messenger RNA from Kazachstania africana CBS 2517, 2082 nucleotides. It is a transcript of the gene ATG13, whose product is annotated as serine/threonine protein kinase regulatory subunit ATG13. The transcript has a single exon. Gene Ontology annotation, cellular component: cytosol; Atg1/ULK1 kinase complex; extrinsic component of membrane. The coding region runs from base 1 to 2082 and encodes 693 amino acids. The record is from RefSeq and is a predicted model, not a curated record. NCBI's taxonomy places the organism in Eukaryota, Fungi, Ascomycota, Saccharomycetes, Saccharomycetales, Saccharomycetaceae. Gene Ontology annotation, biological process: protein localization to phagophore assembly site; piecemeal microautophagy of the nucleus; autophagosome assembly.